GAAUGAGUUUCAAAAUUGUCUCAUCACCUUCGCAGUUGCAGAAUUUCCACCUCCGAGAUCGACACACUCACUCACACACUCACUCUCUGCGGACAUGGCGAUUCCUUCAUUGAGCUUCGCCGGAUGCUGUGCUUCUACAGCAACGCCGUCGCCUGUAUUACGAACCACUGCUGCUGCCGCAACUCGCUGUGAACCGGUAGCUCAACUCUCUGCCUGCGGUGAAGCAGCUCCUUCAUUAGCAUCACGGUUCUAUGGAUCACGAUUAACAGCCAAGUGCGAUGGUGUGCUUUCGAAGAGAGUGAAGCGGACUGCAGGGAAAGUGCUCGCAAUCGCAACUGUCGGCAAAGAUGUAAAACAGUACAGUUUGCCGUCAUGGGCUAAUUUCGAGAUGGGCUAUUAUCCGGUGUAUUGGGAAACGGCAACAGGCCUACCUCCAACUUCUGGACAAUUGCUGACGAUCAUCUUUAAUGCUGCUGCUAGCAACCUCGUACCCAAUGAAAACUUCGGAAUAGCAUUUAAUGGAAGCUUCAAUCAACCAAUUAUGUGUGGAGGUGAGCCCCGUGUUAUGGCCAAAAAAGAACGAGGAAGCCUCUGCGAACCACUCUACUCUAUCAAGAUCAAUGUGCCUCUUCAUGCAACGUCUUUGGAGUUCUCAUUCACGGAUGGAUCGAAUUGGGACGGCCCUUACAAUUUAAUUAUGGAUCUUCCUGACAAACUGAAGGGUUUGCCUCAAAGUUAUUUUAAUGAGAGGCUUGGGAAGGAUCUUGCCAAAGAAGGAGCAUGUGACAGUGCAAUCUACCCAGAAGUUGUUUUUACUCAGGAUCGUUGCGCCUUCCCUGCUGGAAUGAUUCAAGAAGGGGGGGAUCGUUGCGAUCUGGAUAUUGUACCUGGUUGCACAGAUCCGGAGUCACCAUAUUUUGAUCCACUGGCAAAUGUUGAUGAUGGAUCUUGCCCACUCGAACUAUAGGACUAAUAUAUUCACAUUUCCGGAAGUGAUGGUUUAAUCGGAAGCCUACACCUUGUAAAUUAUGGUUCUUUGCUGGUACCAAAACCGAAAAUAGCGCUGCAUGACUGUUAAGGAAUAUGCCGUUGCGCGCUAGAAAUUCAAUGCACUUCUGCUGCAAGGAAUGUUUGUAGUGUAGCCACUGUAGGCUGUGUUCGGUUCAAUAAUUGAGUAAAUAUGAAAUGUGAUCGAUCAUAGAGUUGAAUAUUAACCAGAUUCGCCAAAAAGAUUUGGAGUGUGUUCAAUUUAUUUUAUUCUUACAUUUACAGGCUAUGAGUUUCGUAA
Physcomitrium patens is the source of this 1288-nucleotide messenger RNA. Its product is annotated as protein POST-ILLUMINATION CHLOROPHYLL FLUORESCENCE INCREASE, chloroplastic. The record is from RefSeq and is a predicted model, not a curated record. Gene Ontology annotation, cellular component: thylakoid; chloroplast stroma. Lineage: Eukaryota; Viridiplantae; Streptophyta; Bryopsida; Funariales; Funariaceae. Gene Ontology annotation, biological process: chlororespiration.